AUGGAACGCACGUGGAUGAAACCCCACGCUUCCGAGAAUCCGAAUCCGAAGUCUGUUGGCUUCCCAAUCCUUCGCAACAUGGUAGAGAUACUCAGUUCUUCAGUCAUUCCUUGCAACCAUUGCGGUUACCCAAUCAAUCAAUGCGAAUAUCGUGAUAGCUUCCCGCCACCGGUAUGGACGGCCCUGCGUACCGGACAACAGGUUUACACCCUCUCAGACGCCACGAGUUACUCCAGCACAAUCUCCACCAUGCAUUCCCAGCUUGCCAUCUGGGAAAACGAUAUACAGCACCUUGAGGCUGCUCUGGAUAACCUUAAAACUGACCACCGCAACCUCUCCCGCUAUGCUUCUUCCUACCAAAGUAUGCUGGCGCCAGUCAGAUGCCUACCAGUGGAGAUUCUGCUCACCAUCUUCGAAGAGGCGUGCUCAGAACUUGGCCUUAUAUCAUUUCAAGAUCAAAUACCGUACUAUUGGAAAGACGAGAAGAACAUAACCCUGUAUGGCAACACACCCGUGUACUUGGCGUCCGUAUGCUACUACUGGCGAUCCAUUUGUCUAUCCACUCCAAAGUUAUGGACCCAUUCCUACGUUUUCGCCUGCCGUCCAUCACUCUCCUCUGCCACCGCGAAUCUCAUCCUCUUGUUCAAUGAGCGGUCUAAGCCCCUUCCCCUCUCCAUAUCCAUUUCUGCGGUUUAUGAUACGGAGUUUGAUCAUGACUGCUAUUGUGGUCGUUAUCGUGAUGACGAGCCACUGGAUUUCGACUCCCUGGACGAGCUGCUUGGCUUUGGCGAGUUAGAAGAUACAUUAGUAGACUCGCAGAGGCUCAGGCGUCUUUGUUUAGACGUUGAAUGCCGCCAUCUUUCUGACUACCCUCCUCUACCAUUCUCACAGCUGGAGCAGCUGGAGAUCUCUGGUUCUCCGUCUGAUUUCCGGGACAGGGGAACCAGCUUAUUCGAAGAUACAUUCAACUACAGCAAUCUUCGAGAACUACGCCUUAGUCGCUAUGACAGCCACAAGGAUCUGCAUCUUCCCUGGAAACAGAUUGAAACGCUACAGUUAUGCAAUCUGAAUGAUAUCGCAAUUCUGGCGGUUUUUUCCGGCGUCAAACGCGUGACAUUGUCGCGCUGUAGAUUUGAAGCAUCCAGAGGUCUACACGAGCUGACAUCCCCGACAGUUCUUACUCUCAAGGAAUGCGACGGACCGUUCAAUCUCACGAAUUCAUUCUUGUUUCCUAACCUCUCCAUUCUCGAGCUCAUCGACACCGAUGAUUUUGUCUAUAAUGAGAGAAGUCCUGCACCCCGCUUCAGCGACGUACACUGUCUUGCGUCGGGAAUAUCAUCCACCCGCGACCUCAGACUGAACAACGUGUACCUUCUUUCGGGUGCACAGGUCAUUUUAUUACUGACCGAGUUGCCACAUUUGAUGCACUUAUCCAUCAUCGAGCGGAGGGCUUCUAACGAAGCGGAUCCUCAGGUAGUAACCAAGUCGCUGUUGCAAUAUCUUUAUGAGGACAACGUUUUGCCCAAGUUGCAGUCCAUAAAGCUUAUAUGGCGCGCGCAUAAUCCGGUAGAGGAGAAUAUGGUGAUGGAUAUACUUGAAGCUCGGUCAGGCUUGAAGGAAAUCGUUAUUGGAAGACGUGAUGGAGGAGAUUUCAAUGAGAACACGCUGGAAAGGAUGAACGGAUUGAGACAGCAGGGGAGAGCUGCAUGGCUCUGGUAGGACCUGUAACUUCUUAAUGUACGUU
This is a messenger RNA of Desarmillaria tabescens, 1744 nucleotides long. RefSeq lists its product as uncharacterized. The coding region runs from base 1 to 1719 and encodes 572 amino acids. The record is from RefSeq and is a predicted model, not a curated record. NCBI's taxonomy places the organism in Eukaryota, Fungi, Basidiomycota, Agaricomycetes, Agaricales, Physalacriaceae. The transcript has a single exon.